AUGGAGAAGCUUAACAAGGUUAUAACUCAGACGUCGAUUGCUACCGACGAUGCGAGCGCUCUCGAAAAAGGUCCCGGCCUGUAUGCUGGUCUCGGCAUCCCUACGCUCCCUGAAACCGUCAUGGAAGAAGUCGACACCGAGGUUCUCGAAUACACUGAUCAGAGCAUCACUAUCACUCCGGAAGAGAACAAGCGGCUACUUGGCAUUAUCGACCGACGAAUCCUCCCAGUCAUCAUGACCACGUACUUCCUACAGUCUCUCGACAAGGGCCUCGUCUCGCUUGCAUCCAUCAUGGGAAUUCAGAAGAAAUGGCAUCUUCAAGGUCAAGAAUACGCCUGGCUCACGACUGUCGUCUAUCUCGCCAUUAUUUGCGCCGAGUAUCCGCAAAAUCGUCUCCUACAAGUCCUUCCCAUCAACCGUUGGCUCUCUUUCUGCAUUUUCGCAUGGGGAGUUGUCGUAGCGUGCUCUGCAGCUGUCGAAGACUUUGAAGGAGCCAUGGUUAUCCGCGCUCUGCUCGGCACCUUUGAAUGUGUCUGUCAACCCUGUUUCAUGCUCAUCACCGCCACCUGGUAUCGCAAGGAGGAGCAAGCUAGAACGAUUGCAGCCUUCUACUGCUGCAAUGGCAUCCAGACUAUGGUAGGCGGCUUGAUUGCAUAUGGGAUCUACCAUUAUAAAGGAAAGCUUGCCUCGUUUCAGCUGAUGUUCUUGAUACUAGGAACGUUGACGGCGCUGUGGGCAGGAGUAGCUUGCUGGCUGCUUCCCGCAUCUCCGAUGAAGGCUCGUGGCAUUUCGGAAGAGGACAAAGUCAAGAUCGUCGAGCGCGUUCGAGAAAAUCAGACCGGGGUUCAGAACAAGAAGCUCAAAUGGUCGCACGUGCAAGAAGCGCUCGCAGACCCUCAAACAUGGGCGUUUUUCUUCAUACAGGUGCUCAACACGAUUCCUGUUGGUGGUCUCGGUGCAUUUACCAAUAUCAUUAUAAAGACGAAUCUCGGAUUCACGGUCCUUCAAACGGACCUACUGGCGAUCGCGCAGGGAGCAAUCCAAAUCUUUGUUCUCUUUUCGGCCGCCUACCUUUCCAAGAAGACCAACCAAACGCUCCUGGUAGCCAUAUUGUAUUGCAUCCCUUCGCUGAUUUCAGCCGUCGUUUUCUUGACGGUACCAAAUGACAAAGCUCACGUUGGUGGGCUUUUGACCGUCUUCCUCAUGACCAUCUUUUACAACGGUGUUUCGCCACUCGCGUUCAGCCUGCUGACACGAAACGUGGGCGGACAGACGAAACGAACAGUGGUCGUUGCUGUCAACUUCAUCGGCUGGGCUGCUGGCAACGCCGCUGGACCUCAACUCUUCAGGUCGACGGAUGCUCCCCACUACCGAAAAGCAUUCGCCGGCCAGCUGGGUUGCUACGUGGCCCUCAUCCUCCUCUUCGCCUCGUUGAGAUUCUACUACAUGGCGCAGAACAAUACCAAGAGGAUUGCAAACAACUUGCUCCACGGAAGACCUGCCGAGUCGCCGGAUCAAAUCGACCUCUCGCAUGCUUUUGACGAUCUGACCGACAAGCAGAAUCCCAACUUCCGUUAUGUAUACUAG
Mycosarcoma maydis (corn smut) is the source of this 1587-nucleotide messenger RNA. RefSeq lists its product as uncharacterized. The record is from RefSeq and is a predicted model, not a curated record. The transcript has a single exon. Gene Ontology annotation, molecular function: transmembrane transporter activity. NCBI's taxonomy places the organism in Eukaryota, Fungi, Basidiomycota, Ustilaginomycetes, Ustilaginales. Gene Ontology annotation, biological process: transmembrane transport. The coding region runs from base 1 to 1587 and encodes 528 amino acids. Gene Ontology annotation, cellular component: membrane.